Messenger RNA from Closterium sp. Naga37s-1, 216 nucleotides. The record is from the annotation of a GenBank genome assembly. Lineage: Eukaryota; Viridiplantae; Streptophyta; Zygnematophyceae; Desmidiales; Closteriaceae.
GAAUUUUUCUGAGCAAGGAAUAGAAGGGAUCAUUCCCAAUUCCAUUCAAGCCCUGGUGAACCUCACGUCUCUCAAUCUUUCGAACAACGCCAUAGCAGGGUCAAUCCCUGACUCCUUCAGCCUUCUGCAGCUCCUCCAGAUCUUGGACAUGUCACACAACCAGCUCUCGGGAAUUAUACCAAGUGGAUUCAGCAACUUGCAAAAUCUUGUCAAGCU